AAAUUAAAAAGUUGCAAAAACAAAGAUAUUUCUGAAAGGUAUUUCAGUACAAGAUUGUGGCAUGUUUGUGGACAAAAACAUUCCCUACUUAGCGGCAAGUCCAGAUGGCGUUGUUGAUGAUUCGACUAUUGUAGAGAUAAAGUGUCCUAUUUCUGCAGAAAGCAGUUUAUCUCCAGAAGAUGCAAUAAAAAAUGGCAAGAUAAAAUAUCUGAAAAUACAAAAUGAUGAAGUAGUGCUGAAAGAAAACAGUCACUAUUACUAUCAAGUACAAGGCCAACUACAUAUCACUGGAAGAAAGAAGUGCAUAUUCUCCGUCUAUACUUCCAAUUGGAUGACACUUAUACCAGUGUACAAGGACGAUGCAUUCUGGUUAAGUAAAAUGGAAGUGAAGCUUAAAAGCGGUGCCGAAAUACAAAUCCCCCCUCAGGCCUACUUCUGCAUUCGGAACUUGUAUUAA
Messenger RNA from Bacillus rossius redtenbacheri, 457 nucleotides. RefSeq lists its product as uncharacterized. The record is from RefSeq and is a predicted model, not a curated record. Bases 62 to 457 code for a protein of 131 amino acids. Lineage: Eukaryota; Metazoa; Arthropoda; Insecta; Phasmatodea; Bacillidae. The transcript has 4 exons.